UGAGCCCCACGCUUCAUAAAAACUAUAAAACUAUCAUUUCGCGAAACUGUAUCACAGUGUGUGUUUGAACUAGAGCGUUGCCGCUGUGCGUAUCCGAAUUUGCCGCGAAAAUUACAUAGGUAUUGGCGCGAAAAGUUUUCAGUGAUUUUUUUGAGAUUUGGAAAACUACAAAUGGCGUUUUUCAAGGUACUCAGCAUAACAUUACUAGCAACUUUGGCACAUUGUGAGCCACCAGUCAACUAUUAUAAUGGAGGAUAUAAUAAUGGAUUAAAUCGACCGAAUAAUAAUUAUUUACCGCCAAAUCCAGGUUAUUCACCUCCUAAUACCUAUCUACCUCCGCACACAGGGUCUUACCAAGGGGCAGAUUAUAAUGGUCUAAACCAUAAUCAAGGUUACGACAAUGGUCACGGUCAGAAUCACGGUCACGGUCACGGUCAUGGGCACGGUGAUGACAAUGAAGUGCCAAAAGCCUACGAAUUCGGUUAUUCAGUGAAAGACGCGAAAUCAGGCAACGACUACGACAGACGAGAGAUGUCGGACGGUAAUGUGGUGAGAGGUGAAUACAGGGUGGUCCUACCCGAUGGGAGGACACAGAUUGUAUCAUACCACGCUGACUGGCAAACGGGUUACCACGCUGACGUGAGGUAUGAAGGAGAGGCGCAGUAUCCUGAAACUAAUACUAAUGUUUUGGGAUCAGGAUCCGGAUAUAACUACAAUGCGCCAGAAUUCGGCGGUUCGUUGACCGGUUUCCAUGGCAACGGGCAACAGCUACCCAAACCCUCGUAUGGGCCUCCCGCUUUUCAUUGAUUUCUAUAAAAAUGUCAAUAGAAUUGCUUAAUUUGUGUGUAAAAUAUAUAAAAAAAAAAUUCUCGAUUUUAUUCAAUUUUCAGUUUGGUUAAAAAUUAAAAUUGAGUGUUGCAGUGAUUGCAUACAAAAAAAACAGGAAAUUCAGGAUAUCUUUCAGAAUACUAUUUUCGUUUUAAACAUUUUUGGGUUGUAAAGAAUUUUAAAAGUUCAGUAAGAAAUAGUAUUAUUAUUUAGGUACGUAUUAUAAUUCAAAUA
Molecule: messenger RNA, 1062 nt
Organism: Colias croceus (clouded yellow)
Lineage: Eukaryota; Metazoa; Arthropoda; Insecta; Lepidoptera; Pieridae
Product: pro-resilin-like
Exons: 7
Coding region: 172-807 (211 amino acids)
Cellular component (GO): extracellular matrix
Source: RefSeq, a predicted model, not a curated record